Menidia menidia (Atlantic silverside) is the source of this 5652-nucleotide messenger RNA. Lineage: Eukaryota; Metazoa; Chordata; Actinopteri; Atheriniformes; Atherinopsidae. The record is from the annotation of a GenBank genome assembly.
GGGCCAGACCCCAGCCGAGUGAGCUUCUCUUGCAUGGAAACCCUGCUUCCUUGGCAGCUUUCGCUUCUCCCCAGAGCUAGCAGCCAGCAUGGCAGGAUGAGCGUCUGCCAGCGAUGAUGAUGGCCAAAAAACAAGAUCCCCGGGCACCCACCUACAACCUGAUUGUGGUUGGGCUGUCUGGUACGGAGAAGGAUAAAGGCCAGUGUGGUGUUGGCAAGUCCUGCCUCUGCAACCGCUUUGUACGGCCAAGUGCAGAUGACUUCUACCUGGACCACACCUCUGUUCUCAGCACCAGUGACUUUGGAGGCCGCGUUGUGAACAAUGAUCACUUCCUGUUCUGGGGAGAGUCUGGGAGGACUAUGGAAGAGGGGCCAGAAUGCCGCGUCAAUGUGGUGGAGCAGACUGAAUUCAUUGAUGAUCAGACGUUCCAGCCACACCGUAGCACGGCACUCCAGCCUUACAUCAAGAGGGCAGCUUCCACCAAGCUUGCAUCAGCUGAGAAGUUGAUGUAUUUCUGCACAGACCAGCUUGGGCUGGAGCAGGACUUUGAGCAAAAGCAGAUGCCCGAAGGCAAGCUUAUGGUGGAUGGCUUCUUACUCUGUGUGGAUGUUAGCAGAGGUAUGAAUCGUAGUUUUGAGGAUCAGAUGAAGUUUGUCAGCAAUCUUUAUAACCAGCUAGCCAAAACAAAGAAGCCUGUGGUAAUGAUUCUCACAAAAUGUGAUGAAGGAGUUGAGCGCUAUAUUAAAGACUGUCACACUUUUGCCCUGGCUAAGAAGAACCUACAGGUUGUAGAAACAUCAGCACGCUCCAAUGUUAAUGUUGAUCUAGCCUUUCUAACACUUGUCCAGCUGAUAGACAAGAGCAGGGGCAAGCCCAAGAUUAUACCUUACUUUGAGGCACUGAAACAGCAGAGUCAACAGAUUGCCUCAGCCAAAGACCACUACGAGUGGCUGGUCACCCGAAUUGUUAGGAACCACAAUGAGACUUGGCCAACUGUCACCCGUCGCAUGCAAACAGCCAAUGAGUACAAGGACUAUGUUUUUCUUGAGGGGACGGCUAAAGCUAAGAAGCUCUUUCAGCAGCAUGUGCAUAGACUUAAACAGGAACACAUAGAGAAACGCCGGAAGAGUUACUUGAGCGCUCUCCCACAGGCUCUGAGCAUCCUCUUACCAGAGUUAAACGAGAUAGACCACUUGAGCUGGUCUGGAGUUCAAAAAGUCCUGGAAACAAAGAGAGAUUUCUCUGUGUGGUUUGUUGUACUAGAUGAUACCCCUUGGGAGACCACACCACACAUUGAUAACAUUGAAGAUGACCGAAUCCCCCAGGACCUCCUCGAGACACCAGCAGCAGAAAUAAUCUAUGAUGCCCACCUGGAACUUCUUAGGAAUGAGCGCAAACGAGCUGAGAUGAGAUGGGAGUUCAAGGAGAAGCUAAGUGUUUCUCCUUUUAUCACGCCAGGAAAACCUUGGGAGGAAGCCCGCAGUUUCAUCAUGAAUGAAGAUUUCUACCAGUGGCUGGAUGAAGCUGAAUAUUUAGAUAUCUACAACAAACACCAGAAGGAAAUCAUUGACCGGGCCAAAGAAGACUUUCAAGAACUACUCCUCGAGUACUCUGAGCUCUUUUAUGAGUUAGAAGUGGAUGCUAAACCAAGUAAAGAGAAAAUGGGAGCCAUUCAGGAGGUGUUGGGUGAGGAGCAAAGAUUUAAAGCCUUGCAAAAGCUGCAAGCAGAAAGGGAUGCACUUGUUUUGAAACAUAUCCACUUUGUCUACCAUCCAACAAAGGACACUUGCCCCAACAGUCCACACUGUGUGGACAGUAAAAUAGAGCAAAUAUUGGCCUCCAGGUUCCCUACUCGCUAUCCCUCAUCAGACACUGCAAGACUGGAUGGAGGGAGGGCUGAACGGAUAAAUUUGGUCAUCUUAGGAAAAGAUGGGCUGGCCAGAGAGAUGGCAAACGAAAUAAGGGCUUUGUGCAGCAGUGAUGAUCGGUACGUGUUAGAUGGCAAGAUAUAUGAGUUAACCCUUCGCCCCAUAGAAGGCAAUGUACGUCUCCCAGUCAACUCCUUCCACACACCAACAUUUACACCCCAUGGCUGUCUAUGUUUGUACAAUUCAAAGGAAUCUCUAUCCUAUGUCGUUGAGAGUUUAGAGAGACUUAGAGAGUCAACUAUAAGCAGACGAGAAAGGGAAAACAGCUUAGCUCAACUCCCACUGUCCCUUCUUCUCGUCACUAAGCGAGGGGUGGGGUCCAUAGGGGAUAUUGGAGGGGAGACGGCUCAAACUCUUAUUCAUCAAGGGCAGGUGGAGGCCAUAAAGUUGCAGUGUGCCUACCUGGAGCCUGCCUCUCCAGGCAUGGGAUAUGGCCGCAAUGUCAGCGACAAGCAGAUUGGCCAGUUGCUGAGGAGCGUCUUAGAAACGAGGAGAAAUGUAGGGAGCAGCUCCCCUCCAUUGCUUCACCCGUCUUCUGCCUUCAGAGACUCUCAGUCCCAGCAAACGGUCGAGGCAGACAUAAGGAUAGUCAUGUGCCUAAUGUGUGGAGACACGUAUGAUCUAGACCAGCUCCUUGCUCCUUUUCUUUUGCCUCAACAUUGCCGUCCUGCCUCCAGCCUAAGCAGUGGCACAUCAGUUUUUCUGGACCUCAAUAUUGGAGGACAGAGGCAGAACAUGGAGCUGUCACUGCUCUCCUUCCAUUCCUCAUUCUCUCUCCGCAAAACUGGGCUGGUCCAUGGCUUCAUUGCAGUUUAUUCGGCUCGUCGCAAGGCUUCAAUGGAGACACUGUGUGCUUUCCUCUGUGAGGUCCAGGACAUCAUUCCAGUUCAGUUGUUAGCCGUGGGGGAGAGUCAGAUGGAGCUGUCAAACUCAGAAUCCGCUAAGGAGCAAGUCAAUCAAGGAGAGGAACUGGCCCAUGAAAUAGAUGCCAGGUUUAACACGAUAAUAUGCGGACAUGGUGGGGUCGUGGGGGGACUUCAUAAGAUAGACCUUUUCCAACCCUUUCUCAAAGAGGUUAUGGAAAAGCGCACUAUUGUUGAGGCUACACACAUGUAUGACAAUGUUGCCGAGGCAUGCACCAGUGAGAGCGUUAGCCCUCGUCGUGGCUCUCCCAGUCCAGUCAACAUUCAAAUCGACUCUGAGGACGAUCUUGAUCCGUCACCACCUUACCCUACUCUUAGGGAGGAUGGCAGUCUCAGCUCGCACUUGGGAAGCUUCAAAAUGCCUGAUUUGGAUUCAAGUGAUCCAUUUUCGGUCAUUUCUGAACUUACGACUUUUGAGAGCAAGCUGAACAACAAAAUUCCCCCACAAGUGAAGCCCAAACCUGUCCGUAAGGUUAACCUCAGCCCCUUUGUGGAACAGCAAGGUGGAACCAACCGACGAUCCCUGCCCCAAACUGUGACCUGGGCUCCAGGUAGCGAUGGUGGCUAUGACCCUUCAGACUACGCAGAGCCUAUGGAUGCUGUGAGCAAACCUCGGUCCACAGAGGAGGAGAAUAUAUACUCUGUCCCCCAUGACAGCACACAGGGCAAGAUUAUCACCAUCCGUAAUGCUAACAAAGGUCAUGCUAAUGGAAGUGCAGGGGGAAAUGGUUCAGACAGUGAGGCUGAUAGCAGUUCAUUGGAGCGCAGAAGGAAGUUGUCUGCCAUCAGGGCGAAGCCAAAACUUUACAGAGACAGAUCCAAAAGGCUUGGGAAAUUCAGCAGCUUUAGGACAAGCUUCUCUAUUGGCAGUGAUGAUGAGAUGGGAGGCCCACCAAAAACUAGCCAUGAUGAGGGGUCCCAAAAGGACCACUUGAUUGAGGAGAGUGAGGAUCCUAAAAGAAGAAAUAUCCUCAAGAGCCUGCGCCGAAAUACGAAGAAACAACCACGACCCAAACCCAGGAAUUCCAUCUCGAAACCUAUUGAAAGCAACUACUUUGGCAUGCCCCUAGCCACUGUGGUCACACCAGAGAGGCCGAUCCCAAUCUUCAUCGAGAGGUGCAUCCGUUUCAUUGAGACAACAGGGCUGAGCACAGAGGGCAUCUACAGGGUUAGCGGAAACAAGGCAGAAAUGGAGAGCUUGCAACGGCAGUUUGACCAAGACCACAGCCUGGAUCUGGUGGAGAAAGACUACAGCAUCAACACAGUAGCAGGAGCGAUGAAGGCUUUUUUCUCUGAGCUCCCUGAUCCUCUGGUACCCUACAGUAUGCAGACAGACCUGGUGGACGCCUUCAAGAUGAGCGAUCGGGAGCAACGCUUCCAGACGAUGAAGGACAUUCUGCGUCGCUUUCCCAGGGAGAAUUACGAGGUCUUCAAAUAUGUCAUCAGUCACUUGAACAAGGUGAGCCAGAACAAUAAGUUGAACCUGAUGACCAGUGAGAACCUUUCCAUUUGUUUCUGGCCUACGCUCAUGAGACCGGACUUUACCACCAUGGACGCUUUGACUGCAACCCGCACCUACCAGACAAUCAUCGAGAGCUUCAUCCACCAGUGCAUGUACUUCUUCUACAAUCAGCCCCUGGCCGACGGCCUCCCAGGUUCCCCCACCUCCACGCUGUCCGGGGGAGGAACUUCAGCCUACUCUUGCAUGGCCGGGGGCUAUUCGUCCUCACCGACUCCAUCCCCGACUCCCUAUGUGCUCCCCGCUACCCCUCCUGUCAUCCCCCACUACGGGCCCCCUAUCCACCAUCACCACCACCUCCAGCAUCAGCAUCAGUCCCCAUCCCACUCCCCGCCUCCCACUCCCCAGUCCCCGAUCCCUGCACUGCUGCCCCCCUCCCUGCACCCCCAUCACACCCCAACGGAACAACACACACUGUGAACAAGGGAUCAAGGGAACAAGGAAAGCUGGGGGGGGGAUAAUGAAAAUCGGAGUGAAUCGGAAGAAUCGGGAUCAGACAUUUUCAAGUUUGGGGAGGAACUGGGAAAGAAUUUUGAGAGAAGCGGGAGAUAGGAAGUGAAGUUGGGAGAGAUUGAGCGAGAUGCAGUAUGUACAGGGAUAAACCUUAAUGUUUGGGAGAAGAUGGGGGGGCAUUUAAGCUUCACUUGCUUUUAAAUAAAACAGACUCACACACGGACCAGGAUGGGGAAUAAUGAAGAGCCUCUGAACUGGCAGUAUGACCUUUAUCCCACCCUGACACUUCACCCCUUUGUCUCUCAGUCUCACUUGAUUUAGACCUUCCCUCCUUGCCUUAUAGUGAAUCUUCAGACAAACACUAAUGAGGAGCAAGACGUUUGCCAGUAGUUGUUAAAGGGACUCAGGGAGGGAUUAAGAAGGAAAGUAUGAUGGGGGAUGUGAACUCUGCUAAACUGGGAUUUCCACAGCUUACACGACCACACAGGCACGCACUGGACACAAACACGCAAACGGCCGGAGAGGCCUCGGGCAGCCAUUCUUCUCAUUCCCCUCAGCUGGGGAAAUUAGGUGACCGGUGUGCGUGUUUUCCAGAGCAGUCCACCUGCUGCGUCUACCUGGAGGGCUGUGGCCAGGGGACAGAGCGGAGCAGAGAGAGGGGGGGGGGGGAUGUUGUGGACACAUGUUUGUUUGUUUCACCACUGUACAAAAGACUUGCGCAAGAAACACGUGUUACUACUCACCCAACAGGAUGUUCUGUCCCUGGCGACUCACAAAUUCCUAUCUGUCAACUGCCUGCACAGACACAGACACACAAGCGCACACACAC